Molecule: messenger RNA, 1320 nt
Organism: Serendipita indica DSM 11827
Lineage: Eukaryota; Fungi; Basidiomycota; Agaricomycetes; Sebacinales; Serendipitaceae
Source: the annotation of a GenBank genome assembly
AUGAUCCACCUGCCCGUCGAGAUCUGGAGAUAUAUUCUUCGCUAUGCAAUCGACUGUCCAGAAUUCCUCUAUAUCGAUCUCGUGCCAAAGGGAAGACCGACAGAUGAAGCCACGUACUGGGCGUCUGAGCGCACUCGUAAUGCUCUUCGCGGAGUGUGCUCGUCGUGGAACCGCUUUCUAGCGACCUACUGUCAUCGCUAUAUCCGAAUUUCCGACAUUUUCCACGAUACGGUCCCCCCCGCCUCGCUCCCGAAUGCAACGCGCAUCAGGAUAGAUGAGUGUUACUGUUUGCAUUGCAACACCUUUAUCAACGAUCACGUUGGAUUGAUAUCUCGCUUCGAACAUUAUGUCAACUCAGCACAUACCGGAACGGGCGCGACUACUUGGCGAGUGGAGAUAGUAGACGCAGAGAUGAACGACUAUCUCGAUGUAAUUGCCCUAGAACCAAGCCGAAUAUCAAACCUUCGUGCACUCUGGCACUGGAGAGGAGACCUUCCAGACAAUAUCUUCUCCGCGGGUCCACCUCUCUCCAUUAUGGGAACGUGCGCAGACGACUUGGCGAAGAUGAAACGACUGGAUAUCUCGAAAAUCAAGUCUAUCCAUAUACAUGAUAUUAACCAAACCAAUCUGGGAGUGGUCCACUUUCCCAAUCUCACCCACGCCUGUCUUGAAGUGGACCUGACGUCGCAAACAUCCCGAAAUCGUGUAAACCAGGUGUUUGACUGGCUAGAGGUGCAUGGGAAGCGUCUAGAAACCUUUUACUGGAUCGACUAUCUCUCAGAAAUCACCAACUCGGAGCUCCCGGACAUCCUCUUCUCAGCAAAACCACCACUCUCCCUUCUCGCAGCCAACGCAAAAGAUUUGAUCAAAAUUAAACAACUAGAACUUUCGAAUAUUACGACACUCAGCAUCCAAGGUAUCGAGCCAGCUCAUCUGAGCUUGGUUCACUUGCCCAAUCUCACCCAUGUUUGGUUCGAAAUGCUCUGGAGACCACUGAUAGACCAAAACCGUGUACAUUCAAUUCUAGAAUGGCUCAGAUUCUAUGGCAAACGUUUAGAAACAUUCUACUGGCUCGAUUUCGACUCAGGAAUUACCGACUCGGAUGUCGACAAAGUGUGGUCACUCUGUCCAAAUCUACAACGAUUGCAGCUCCCUGUGGAUGCAAGAUGGACUCCACCACCCUCUUCACACCAGAUACGAUUACUUCGCGUCGAGGAGCAUGACGAGCCACCGCCUUCAUAUCCAAUUCUCAAACUCUUUGGGCCAGCUUGCGAACUCGGGGGUCCAGAGGAUACAAGCAUCACCCCUAGUAUGGCAUGA